GUCUCCUACUUCCGCUACACCACGCUGGCCAACCUGGCUUUCUCCUUGCUUCUUGCCAGCCUCUGCUUCCUGGCCGCCUCCCGCCUGAGCGCCAGCCACGAGAGCCAGCUGUGCGUGGCGGCCGCCUUCUUCUGCCACUUCUUCUACCUGGCCACCUUCUUCUGGAUGCUGGUCCAGGCUCUGAUGCUCUUCCACCAGCUGGUCUUCGUCUUCCACCGGCUGAGCAUGAACACUGUGGUGCCGGCCAUGCUGGUUCUGGGCUACCUCUGCCCCCUGGCCAUUGCCGCCGCCACUGUGGCUGCCACCUUCCCAUCUCGGCGCUAUCUGCAGGAGGGGCUGUGUUGGCUCAGCGCUCGCAGUAAAGCCCUCUACGCCUUCUCCGUCCCAGUCCUGGCCAUCGUUUCGGUCAACCUGGCAGUGCUCGUGGUGGUGCUGCUGAAGCUGAUGCGGCCCUCGGUCUCAGAGGCGUCUCCCGGGGAGGAAAGGCGGGCGUUGGUGGGACUCUUCAAGGCCCUUCUGGUCCUGACGCCCAUCUUCGGCCUGACCUGGGGGCUGGGGGUCAUCACCAUGACCG
This is a messenger RNA of Anolis sagrei ordinatus, 574 nucleotides long. The record is from RefSeq and is a predicted model, not a curated record. Lineage: Eukaryota; Metazoa; Chordata; Lepidosauria; Squamata; Anolidae.